AUGACAGCGUUCAUCUUAGUUGGGGCAGACACGGGUAAAGAGGGCCAAACCCCCGCACCUGCGGACAGCAGCACCACUCCGUCCGACCAGGAGAACUUCCCGUACGACACGGAAGACCCGGGCGAGGAGAGCGACGUAUCGGAGGCGAGAGACGGCGCGGCCAGUCCGGAGGAGCUCAACGACGACGACACGUCCGGAGAGAGCGAGAACGUGCCCAAGACCUGCACCUAUGACGGCUGCACGGAGACCACGACGCAGGUGGCCAAAGCCAGGAAACCCUGGAUGUGUAAAAAACACCGGAAUAAAAUGUACAAGGACAAGUAUAAGAAAAAGAAAAACGACCAGGCCAUGUCAUCGGGAAAACUAGAAGCUUAUUUCAAACUGUUUUCCUCUGUUCGUGAUGUGAAGGAGGGUUCGGAGGAGAGGCCUGUAUCUAGUGUUACUAAGCAACGGCUGGGUACCACGGGAGACAGAGCCCCACCAGACCGUCCCUCAUUGAGCAGGUGCUGA
Molecule: messenger RNA, 510 nt
Organism: Cyprinus carpio (common carp)
Lineage: Eukaryota; Metazoa; Chordata; Actinopteri; Cypriniformes; Cyprinidae
Product: regulatory factor X-associated protein-like
Exons: 3
Coding region: 1-510 (169 amino acids)
Biological process (GO): regulation of transcription by RNA polymerase II
Cellular component (GO): nucleus
Source: RefSeq, a predicted model, not a curated record